GUUAGGUUCCCUCAUUGAAAGAAAAAGCUCCUACUCGCUGCACCUCUCGAUAUGACCGGGGUCAAUUAAGUAACGGCAUGCAGGUGCUGAGUCACGGUCCUCAACUUACUACGUAACUACUCAGAUAAGCCUGCAACAUUAUCAGCCUGAAGCAUGUCCACGGAUCCCGGGCGCAUAAUGAUAAACCCCUCUCUCAUCUCGGUGGCAUUCCUGUUGACCUGACACCUCCAGGCCACACAUACAAGCAGAUCUCAGCCAGUCUGUAUAAGUUCUAUACAUCAAAAUAGUCAACCGAAAACCAAGAUGGGCUCCAUUGACCCACCCAACCCCGUCUUCCAGAAGUACGGCGUACCGGACUCGGUUGUCCGCCUAGGGAGCAACAGUGCGGGACCGCACCCCUCAUCCUCCACCCGCCCCGUUCACCAUCCAGAAUGGGACAUCCCAUCCGACCGUGGCUAUGUCGUUUCCAACCACUUGAUCAACGAACCACCACCAGACCACAAAGCCUUCAAAAUCAUUAUCCUAGGAGCAGGGGCAGCGGGGAUAGACUUCUUGCACCAUGCGCCCGCCGCCCUUGAAGCCCUGGGCGUUGAGGUUGUCUGUUACGACAAGAAUGCCGAUGUGGGGGGCACAUGGUACGAAAAUCGAUAUCCUGGGUGUGCGUGUGACAUUCCCAGUGUGGCGUAUACGUUUCCUUGGAAGAGCAACCCAGGGUGGACGAGUUACUAUUCCGGUGCCAAGGAGAUAUGGGAGUACAUGAAACAGAUCGUGGAGGAAGAGGGGAUGAUGCGGUACAUUCGCUUGAAAACAGCGGUGACAUCGGCUGUGUGGGAUGAAAAUCGAAGCAAGUGGCUGAUCAAAUUGCGGCGGACUGACCAUGAUGGACAUGCGGAGGAAUGGGAGGAAGAGUGUGAUAUGUUCAUCAAUGGAUGUGGUUUUCUCAAUGCGUGGAAGUGGCCGGAUACACCCGGACUACACUCAUUCCAAGGCAAGCUUUUCCAUACAGCUGCAUACCCGGAGGGAUUGAGCCUGAAGGAUCAGAAGGUGGCCGUCAUCGGGUCGGGUAGCUCUGGUGUGCAAGUCGUGGCUAGCAUCCAAGAUGACGUAUCUCAGCUAUACACCUGGGUAAGAAGCCCUGUGUGGAUCACAGCGGCCUUUGGACAAAGCUUUGCUGGGAAGGACGGCCGCAAUUUUGACUACUCUUCUGAGCAAAAGGAAGAUUUUAGGCUCGACCCGGAGAGGUAUCAUCGGUACAAGAAAGCUGUAGAGAACGAGUUGAAUCAGCGCAUCAAGCUCGCUUUGCGCGAUACGGCAGAGUCCGACGCCGCCAAUGCAUACGCAUACAGCGAAAUGUAUACUAAGCUUCAAUCCAAACCCCAUGUUCGCGAUGUCAUCAUCCCUACCAAUUUCAACGUUGCCUGCCGACGACCCACACCAGGCAAUGGCUUUCUCGAAGCUAUAGCUUCUGAAAAGACAACCGUAUUCACCUCACCAAUCAAAGAUAUCACUCCUCGCGGCUUCAUCGACUCCGCCACAGGAACCGAGCAUGAGGUAGAUGUGAUAAUCUGUGCAACUGGCUUCAACACCUCCUACCAGCCUCGCUUUCCGCUUAUUGGUUUAGACGGGGUCAGUCUAGCAGAUAAGUGGUCUGACACGCCAACAAGCUACCUUGCCAUCGCCGUCGACGGAUUCCCGAAUUACUUCACCUAUUCCGGCCCAUUUGCUCCAGUUGGCCACGGCUCCAUCCUCCCGAUCCUCUCGCAUAUAACACACUACCUCAUCCAAACGAUUCAACGCAUGCGCAAGCAACACAUCCGUCGCCUGAGUCCCAAGCCCGCUGCGGUGGAAGACUUCGUCGAGCAUGCCCAGACUUACCUUCCUCGGACCUGCUGGGCGGAUCCGUGCUCGAGCUGGUUCAAGCAAGGGAGGAAAGAUGGACCGGUGAUAGUGUGGCCCGGUUCGCGCCUGGCAUUCUUUGAAUUGUUGCGGACGCCAACAUUGAGCGACUAUGAUGUUGCGUAUUGGAGCGGCAAUCGGUUCGGAUACCUUGGGUCCGGGUUUGUGGACGUGGAGUUUCCCUCGGGCGAGCACGAUUUAACUUGGUACUUGGAUUGGUAUUCGGGUAAUGAAACAUGGAAGAAGAAGGGUAUGGAGGUUGAGAAGGAUGAGGUGGAUAAGUUCAAAAAGUUAAGUGUGGGAGCCUUGGCUAAUGAAGGAUGAUAUGCCUAGAUGUGUAUCCGAACUGCUGCAGCUGAACUACUGCAAGUAGCAUGCUAUGCUCUAGAAGUUCGCCACCCACCAAAAACAUGCACCUAGUUUACAAUCCACUGUUACUCUAUCGCGACCUAUCUAUUGCUAGAUACAUGAAAG
Messenger RNA from Aspergillus aculeatinus CBS 121060, 2370 nucleotides. Its product is annotated as flavin-containing monooxygenase. The transcript is spliced from 4 exons. Lineage: Eukaryota; Fungi; Ascomycota; Eurotiomycetes; Eurotiales; Aspergillaceae. Bases 304 to 2220 code for a protein of 638 amino acids. Gene Ontology annotation, molecular function: flavin adenine dinucleotide binding; N,N-dimethylaniline monooxygenase activity; NADP binding. The record is from RefSeq and is a predicted model, not a curated record.